AUGGACCAUUAUCCCGAUGCCAGCUCACGAAGCUCACGCAGCGGCUCCAGCUCCUCUCCCGCUGAAGCUCCCCCACAUUCUGCUUUCAACUCACACAUUCGCACCUCAUGUGACUCGUGCAAGCGACUGAAGAUCAAAUGCGAAAAGCAAGGCGACAACUGCGCCCAUUGCCUCAAUCGCGGGGUAACAUGUGUAACGACAUUGGUUGAGCGCAAGAAGAGGCAGCCGACAAGGUCCACUUCCCUCCUCGACAUUGAGAGCCGUAUCAAGCGCAUGGAAUCGGUUAUCUCCGCCUCUGGCUUGGACACUCAGAGCAACUCGGUUGCAGCGUCCUCGCCAGUGGCGUCCGAGUCCCCUCUCGCAAGUCCUACCAAGUUGAUUGAUCGAUUGUCGACUCUUGUGAUCAGUGGGGAAGGAAAGACUCGAUUCUUUGGUGGCGCAUCCGGAUUGACUCUCUUUUCACCACAGGGACUUGAUUGGAUCGCCGAAAAAACGGGCUCCGAUGAAUUAUCACGAUUUAUACAUACUCUCGCAACCGAUGUGCAUACCCCUCCCGAGAAGACCGCCACCGAACUCUACCGUCCGCUUUUCGCUUCUGAGAGAGAACCCUAUCCACCUAAACAUAUCGCGGACCGCUACGUUGAUUACUUCUUUGCGUCGUAUAACAACCUUUCUCCAUUGUACGAUAAGGCGGCUUUCGAACGGAGCUACGAACUUCAGUACUCCGGACAUCCGCCGAAGGGACUCGCUUGGUAUGCUUCGCUGAAUAUUGUUCUCUGUCUUGGUUGUCUACUCCUACAGGUGCGCGACAAGAGCAACACGUCUGAAAAUCCAGAGAGCAAAGUCUGGAGAAAGUACCUUCGCAAUGCUAGUGGUUGUUUGCUCGAUUUAAUAUUCGAAGAAGGUAGCCUAGAAGCGGUACAAGCUUUAGUCGGAAUGGCUGUUGUGCACCAAGUACAUCUAGAACCGCAGGCCGUUCAUAUCCUAGUAGCAGCGGCCGGGCGUUUGUCUUACGGAAUCGGUCUCCACCGGGACCUAAAAGACCGGGGCAUUAGCGAAGCUGAAGUUAUUCAAAGAAGAAAUGUGUUUUGGGUUGUCUACACUAUGGACAAGACCGUUGCUUUACGCCUAGGACACCCUUCUGUGAUGAAUGAUGAUGAUAUCGGUAUUCAUCUGCCGCUUCAGGAGCACCCAUGUGAGGUACAGCCUGAUGGGGCAACUACUAAGGUGGACAUGUUUCGAUAUCGUGUUCAACUAGCAAGACUUGAGAGCCGCGUCUAUUCAAAGCUAUACUCAGCUCGAGGUCAAACUAGAUCGCCUUUGGAACGACUGAGACUAGUUGGUGAACUGGACAAGACGCUCAUAGAAUGGAAACAAAAGCUACCCGUAGAGAUCCAGCCAGAGCAGCCCAUACAUUGUCCCGCAGAUUUGGUAUUGCCGACCAUUUUGAUGCAUUUUGCAUAUUUCAACUGUCUUACGAUCAUUCAUCGCGUUUCCAUACACCAUGGCUCAUGGACGAGCACCCAUUAUAGCCGACACGAAAAUACCUUGCAAGAUGACCGACACCUCAAUCCCCGCGUGUAUGCAAGUGAAGCAAUUUGUCUAACAGCUGCAAGACAGUCUAUCCAGCUUCUGAAGUCAGUCGACUUUGAAACUCGAGCGGUUGACAAAAGCAGUCUCUGGAUGCUUCUCUACUACCCCCUUUCCAACCUUUUGACACUCUUCGCCAAUACUCUUCAGAAUCCCCAGGAUCCGGAGGCCCGUUCAGAUCUCAAGCUCAUGGACAUCGUUAUUUCGUUACUUUCGGAGCCCGCUUUCCAUGUCAACGUACCUACGGCUAACGCGGCUCGCCUAUUCGUAGAGUUGGGCAAUAUUACGAGAAAACUAGUCAAAAAGACCAACUCCAAUGCAACAAAGCCGGCUAAGCGUGCUCGAGAUGAAUAUGACCAUAAACAAGACAAAUCUCAGCCAUCAGCUCAAGGGCCUCACGUGCCUGAGACCUUAGCAGAGUUAGAGAACUCCGGACACCAAAGUGGUUCUAUGCCACAUAUUGCAAGGGUCACAAACAAUGGCGACAAUUUAACAGCCUCGUCCCUCGAUUCGCAUUUCUUUGGAGACAUCGUCCAGCAGCACAUCAGCAAUACAUUGCAUCCUUUCUACCCGUCUGAUACAAUCGAGGACGAUCUAUUUACCAUGUCUAACACACCCAUGUUUUCGGACAAUGCAAUGCCAUAUUUGGAUGCUACUUCAUUCACGCCAUUAAUGUCCGAAUACUUCGAGUGGGAUCUGGCCAACUUAUGGAGUUCUGAUCAGGGCCACUAA
Molecule: messenger RNA, 2322 nt
Organism: Aspergillus puulaauensis
Lineage: Eukaryota; Fungi; Ascomycota; Eurotiomycetes; Eurotiales; Aspergillaceae
Product: Zn(II)2Cys6 transcription factor
Exons: 8
Coding region: 1-2322 (773 amino acids)
Biological process (GO): regulation of DNA-templated transcription; DNA-templated transcription
Molecular function (GO): zinc ion binding; DNA-binding transcription factor activity, RNA polymerase II-specific; DNA binding
Source: RefSeq, a predicted model, not a curated record